AUGCGCGCGCUGCGGAUCUCGGAGCUCGCGCCUACAUCACUUUCGCGCUGCAGACCCAACAUUAGAGUUGAUUUUGGGCAAUACCCGAAUCCAGCCAGCAAAUCAACAUUACGCAUAUACCAAAGCUCAUUCUAUCAUAUCGGCACUGCAAACCGUUCAAAAUCCUCCUUGCGCGACCUAACCAUAUUGCCGUUGCGCUUGUAUCCUGCGACAAUGGCGGAGGACAAGAGCAGAAAACAGGCUACACUGGGGUAUGUGCGCGAUUCCCAGGCGACCAUCGGGAGGUUUUUCGGCUCGAAUGCAAAUGCCAACCAGGCACCGAAGAAGCAGACAACUUUGGCAUUUGGCGGGAAAAGGCAGAGGGAAAGUAGCGAUGCAGCCGACGAGACACCGGACGCAACCGACGCCACGAAAGAUGAAUCUGAGCCCAACGUCGAAGAUGCUGCAGAGAAAGCAGAUGGCGCUCUUUCCAAUGGGGCAAAAACAAUCAAAACCCUGAAGCGCGAGAAGAAAGACGAUGAUGCGGAUAGCGACGGGUCCGACAUUCAGCCUGUCUCAAAGCGGAGACGUAAGGCGUCAAGCGAUGCCUCGCCAGUCAAGAAAAAGCCCUCAUCGCCCAAAAAGCAAAAGACUACUGAAAUAAAGACCGAAGCACCAUCCCCGAAGCCUAUCGUGAAGAAGGCGUCUGGCGAAGAGACUCCUAAGGAGGAGGAAAAUAAAUCAGACCUGGACGAGGAGGGUGUGCAAUCUGCCAGUGAGGAAGAAGAGGAGGAGAAACCAGAGAUUAAAAAGAAGAGGAUUGAAAAGGUGCAGGCUACGCUAAAAGGAUGCGGCAAGGAUCCAUAUCCCGACUGGAAAGCGGGCGAGCCGGUUCCCUACGCAGCACUAUGCACCACUUUUUCCUUGAUCGAAAUGACGAGAAAGCGAUUGGAGAUCUCGGCCCAUUGCUCUCUUUUCCUCCGCCAGGUUCUGCGCUUGACCCCGAAGGACUUUCUACCAACCGUUCAACUCAUGAUCAACAAACUGGCUGCCGAUUAUGCCGGCAUCGAAUUGGGAAUUGGGGAGUCAUUGAUCAUGAAAGCCAUCGGCGAGAGUACUGGCCGUAGCUUGGCUGUGAUCAAGGCUGAUCAACAAGAGAUUGGCGACCUCGGGUUGGUGGCCGCUAAGAGUCGAUCCAACCAGCCGACUAUGUUCAGACCCAAGCCUUUGACUGUCAGGGGAGUACACGAAGGUCUGCUUGGCAUUGCCAAGGUUCAAGGUCAUGGAGCCCAGGACAAGAAGAUCUCCGGGAUCAAGAAGCUGCUAUCUGCAGCUGAUGCCGCUACGGCUGGCAAAGGAAGCAAAGGAGUGGACAUCACCAAGGACAAAGGGGGCCCUAGUGAGGCCAAAUUCAUUGUACGUUUCUUGGAAGGCAAACUCCGGCUGGGACUCGCAGAAAAGACAGUGCUUGUGGCCAUUGCCCAGGCUGUAGUGGCCCACGAAGCUGCUGUUAAGGGCGAAACCCCGUCGGUGAAUAAAGAAACAGAAGGUGAAGCGAUCCUAAAGACGGUUUAUAGCGAGCUUCCUGCCUGGGAAGCCAUCAUCCCCGCCAUGCUCGACCACGGUUUAUUCAACCUGCAUGAGGUAUGCAAGCUCCAGCCCGGAAUCCCGCUGAAGCCCAUGCUUGCCAAGCCGACCAAGUCUAUCACCGAGGUGCUCGACCGCUUUGAAGGAAAGGAGUUCACGUGCGAGUACAAGUAUGAUGGUGAAAGGGCCCAGAUCCACUAUGUUGCCCCGGAGUUCAUCCACAAAUAUCCCGAGUCUACAGCCACACUGCAAAAGGACAGCAAAGGCCUUAGCGCUAUCUUCUCUCGGAACUCGGAGGAUCUGUCCAGGAAGUAUCCCGAUGUGCUGGAGAAGCUGAACGGGUGGAUCAAGAGCGAUGUGGACAGCUUCGUUUUAGAUUGUGAGACAGUUGCCUGGGACAUUGUCAGCAAGAAAGUCCUUCCGUUCCAACAAUUGAUGACUCGCAAGCGGAAAGACGUUAAGGCAGAAGAUGUCAAGGUGAAGGUCUGCAUAUUUGCAUUUGAUUUGCUCUUUUUCAAUGGAGAGCCCUGUGUGAAGAAGUCUCUUCGUGAGCGACGGCAGCUUAUGCAUGAAUGUUUCCAGCCAAUUGAGGGCGAAUUCCAAUUCGCGCAAUGGGGCAACACGAACGACCUGGACGAGAUACAAAAUCUGCUGGAAGAUAGCGUCAAGGCAUCGUGCGAGGGACUCAUGGUGAAAAUGCUGGAUACGGAGGAGAGUGGGUAUGAGCCCAGCAAGCGGAGUCGAAACUGGCUGAAGGUCAAAAAAGACUACCUCGCUGGAGUUGGCGAUUCCCUUGACCUGGUUGUUUUGGGUGCCUACUACGGCCGCGGAAAACGCACCUCUGUCUACGGUGCUUUCCUUCUUGCUGCGUACAACUCCAACAGUGACACCUACGAGACGAUUUGCAAUAUCGGCACAGGAUUCUCUGAGGCUGCCCUCGAGGAGCUUCACAAGGAGCUUUUGCCUCUAGUCAUCGACCGACCAAAACCUUUCUACUCUCAUUCCAACGUCCCCAAAGAUCAGCCCGAUGUUUGGUUCGAGCCCCGACUUGUCUGGGAAGUCAAAACAGCCGACUUGACUCUCAGCCCCCGCUACAAAGCAGCUGCCGACGAGUUUGAAGGAACGACGGGUGGCGGCAAAGGCGUUUCUCUGCGGUUCCCACGAUAUAUCAAGUCGCGUGAGGACAAGAAGCCCGAGCAAGCGACCUCGACCCGGGCUGUCGCUGAGAUGUACCGGAAACAGGAAGCCGUGGCCAAGGAGAAUGCGGGCAAGGGAGGAGUGGAUGAUGAUUUUGAGUAUUGA
This is a messenger RNA of Penicillium alfredii, 2868 nucleotides long. Its product is annotated as DNA ligase (ATP) CDC9. NCBI's taxonomy places the organism in Eukaryota, Fungi, Ascomycota, Eurotiomycetes, Eurotiales, Aspergillaceae. Bases 1 to 2868 code for a protein of 955 amino acids. The transcript has 4 exons. The record is from RefSeq and is a predicted model, not a curated record. Gene Ontology annotation, molecular function: DNA binding; ATP binding; DNA ligase (ATP) activity. Gene Ontology annotation, cellular component: nucleus; mitochondrion. Gene Ontology annotation, biological process: DNA repair; DNA biosynthetic process; Okazaki fragment processing involved in mitotic DNA replication.